Solanum tuberosum (potato) is the source of this 2791-nucleotide messenger RNA. Its product is annotated as methyltransferase-like protein 13. Lineage: Eukaryota; Viridiplantae; Streptophyta; Magnoliopsida; Solanales; Solanaceae. The coding region runs from base 267 to 1670 and encodes 467 amino acids. The record is from RefSeq and is a predicted model, not a curated record. The transcript has a single exon.
AAAACUCAUAUUUUCCUCGUGUCAACCAGGUUUUGGGAAAACUUCCGCUCUUGCGCAUAAAAAUUCAAAACAAAUUCAUGCAUGUUUAAACACAAUUUAAAUUUCAAAAACUCAAAUUUCAGAAAAUCCGAGAUCUAGAACAAUCUAUAGCCAAAAACCGCAACUUCAAAAACUCAAAUUUUCCGAACACGUGUUCCUAUAAAAAGCAUCACAUUCUUCAUUUCCCCUUGUAGAAUUUUCCCUCCUCUUUUUGGAAGAACAAGAAAAUGGCUCUGGAUCCAACAGCCUUCAAAACCAUCGUCCCGUCCCGGUACAUCACCUUCACAAUCCCAAAUCUUUUGCUUCAUCUUCAUCACUUCAAUGCUUCUCAACUCCGCGUUGCGGUUCUUGAUUCUCCGGCGCCUUCAGAACCCGUUCAAAUCGCUGCAAUGUUGGUUCCGAUCGGCCGGGAAUCCGAUUGGUAUUUUUCAACCGAACAAGGUCAUCUUCAACUCAUACUUAACUUCCCUCAGCUUUCUCGACUUUUUUUAAUUGGGAAUUCACCGACUUCAACACACCCUACUUCGUAUAAUCCCCUGUUAUGUACCGAUGGUGUGGCUAGUGUGGCGGAUUCGUCUGUUGUUGAAGAGAAUUUGAUGCCAUUGUUGAUUGAGUUGAUACCCAGAUCGGCAUUUUGUCGAACAGGUGAUGGGUUGUGUGAAAUUCCGUUUUUGAGCUAUGAAGAUGAGGUGAUUCGGAGUUUGGUGUUGGAUAGAUGUGUUGGGGAGUUUGUUGGAGAGAUGUUGAUUGAAGAUGUUGAGUUGGAAUCAGAAGAUGGGGGUGGUAGAGAGUUUAGAAGGAGAUUGAGGUUUAAGAGAAUGCCGAAUUUGGUACAAACACAGAUAAAGAUCCGACCCAAGAACGUCGAUUUUGUUAACAUGGAGGAAGUAGAAUUUGAGAUUGUUGAUGAUGGGGUGUUAGUUCAUCCUUAUUUGACUCCAAUGGUGGCGGGUCUUUCAGUAAUCCGAUCAUUCUUGGACGCGAAAAUUGGAAAUGGGAUAAAGCCAAAAGCUCUAUGUUUGGGUGUUGGAGGAGGGGCACUUCUUGGUUUUUUAAGCUCUCAAUUAGGAUUCCAAGUCUUGGGUAUUGAGGCUGAUAAUGUUGUUUUGGAGGUAGCAAGGAGAUACUUCGGGUUGGAACGUGGUAACUCAAUACGUUUAUGUGUUGGAGAUGCACUAGACAUGAUUGGGAAAUUCGCGACUCAAGUUGAAAGUAAUGGUUUUCAUGGUUAUGUUUUGGAGAAUGGUGAGCAUUUGAAUGAUUUCGAUGAUAAAUUUGAUGUGAUCAUGGUUGAUUUAGACGCGACUGAUUCUAAUAUAGGUAUGAGUGCUCCUCCUUUAGCGUUUUUCCAGAAAUCCGCAUUGUUUGCCAUAAGAACAUUGCUAAGCAAAGAUGGUGUUGUCAUCAUAAAUGUGAUUCCUUCAGACCAGACAUCUUACAAGCUAGUAAUCACUGAAUUCAAAGAAGUUUUCGCCGAGUUAUAUGAGAUAGACGUUGGAAAUGAAGAUAACUUUGUUCUUAUUGCCUCUGCUUCAGAAAUCGGACAUGUCUCCGUUCACCGUCAAAGUAAAUUUCUAAAGAAGUUGAAACAAGUAUCAGGAUCUUUUCUGGACUCUAUAAGAUUGAUCUGAAAGGGUUCUUGGUAGCUCAAGUAAAAUUGUGCAGCAUAUGGAGUUUUCGAUAGAAACGACAAGCCAGGACAGAGGCAAAUAUAAUAUUUUUUUUGGAUGAUAGAGAAAUCAAAUUGUAUAAAGUUCAUUGAGAGAAUUACAAACAUGAAUUUUGCUUUCAUAUUGGUUGUUUUUGCAUUAAUAGAAAGUUCGUGCAUUUUUCCUUAGGAGUUUAAUGCAAUGUUUGCUUGUUGGCAUAAGAAAAUAUAAUCUUCGCAUAACUAAUGCAACUUUUAAUUGGUGGCAGUAUACAAAAUAGAAUGUGAGCAUUAGUAAUGCAGGGAUUAAACUAUUGAAAGAAAUUUUUUAAAAAAAGCACUUCUAUCGCAAGUAAUUCUUGUAUAAAAAUCCUCCCUUGUUAAUCCCUGUAUAACACUGAAUUUUCCUUCUAAAAAAAAAAAAUUGCGACAGGUGCAUGUCGGAUCCUCAAAAAGUAGAGCAUUUUGGAGGAUCCGACACAGGUGUGACAAUAUUUUUGGAGAUCCAUGCAACAUAGCUUCAAAUUGAUUGCAAAUUUUUCAUAAUGGUAACCUAGAAUUUUCUUAUGCAGCAAUACCUGGUACCAACAUAUAUAACUUCUAGAGGCCAACAGUUGAUCUUCAGAAAUUCAAAGGUGGUACGCCCGUGCCAAGCUACCUUCAGCCAGGUGUCUCUUCAGUUUAUGCAAGCUCCAGAACAACACUCGACAUGCAUUCAGUCGGAACUCCUAUAGUUAAUAGACACUUGUUUUUGGAGCAAACAUCAAACAUCUUCGUAAGAUAAUAUCACUAGGGGAGUGCUCAAUCGACCAAAGGUUGUGUUGAAGGCUCAGUCUAAGUGGGAGAUCAUUCCUUGAAGAAUAUAAUACAAUCUAGAGCAGUCAGCACCCACUUAACUCUACAAAGAUAUCUUUUUUUUUUAUAACCGAGAAAUCGACCCACCCUUUGGACCAAUCACAACCUUCUAAACUCGGUGGAUAAUGGGCCUGCCCCUCUACCCGUCUCCACUUAAAUAUCAGGCUUCGCUUUGGGUGGUGUGGGGCUUGAACCUGCGACCUAAGCCACAAAUCCUCCACCUUUUGCCACUCGAGCUAGGCCUUGGGG